Messenger RNA from Pyricularia oryzae 70-15, 2064 nucleotides. RefSeq lists its product as uncharacterized. Lineage: Eukaryota; Fungi; Ascomycota; Sordariomycetes; Magnaporthales; Pyriculariaceae. The transcript is spliced from 2 exons. The coding region runs from base 355 to 1806 and encodes 483 amino acids. The record is from RefSeq and is a predicted model, not a curated record.
GGAGAAAAGCGCCCUACUUAAUCAGCCAAAUCGGCCACCUUUGGUCGCGCCUCUACGUACAGUAUUAUUACUCUGGACAGAAGAUCUGCUCGCGAAUGCGAACCUGGUUCGUUUAGCAGGUAGUCAUUAUGGAUAUGACUGGUUCUCACAGUCAAGCGCAUGCUCAGUUCAUCGGAGGUAGCGAGAGGCACCCAAGUUAAAACAGCCUUGGGAGUCGCCCUACAUACUUUUGCCCUUCAUUUUUUGUUCAACUCGGAAAGGCUCAACGGCGGGUGCUGAGUUUCCCGCCAGCACUGUGACUUGUCCACGGUGACAUACACGACCAGGAUCCAAAUCUUUUUCUUGAUCUUCAGCAUGGCCGAACACGAUGCCCUGUUCGGAUCCUACUCCCACCUGAAGAAUCUUUCUCGGCAGGAGGAUGCUCUCCAUACUCUCAAACGGCUUGCGUCAAUGGUCAAGCCGAUCAUGCGGGCGCGAGGAUGGCGAGUUAGACAACUUGCAGAGUUCUACCCAGACCAACAAAAUUUGCUCGGACUCAACGUCAACCGCACUCACAAGAUCCUCGUCCGCUUACGAUAUCCCGGCGACGUCAACCAGUUCCUUCCUUUCGAAGAAGUUACCGAUACGCUACUUCACGAACUGGCACACAUCGUCCAUGGCCCACACGACUCUAAGUUUCAUGCACUCUGGGACCAGCUUCGGGAUGAACACGAAGGCCUUUUAAGAUCCGGUUAUACUGGCGAUGGCUUUCUUUCAGUCGGUCACAAGCUAGGUGGCAGGCGCAUACCCAUGGAUGAGGCGCGCCGUAUAGCCCGCGUUGCAGCAGAAAGGCGUAGGGCGGAGCGGGGAGAUGUUGGGCGGAGAUUAGGGGGCAGGACGCCAAGGCCCGGAGAGAACAUCCGAGAUGUAAUUGCGAAUGCGGCGGGGAGGAGGCAGGCAUCCUUGCAAGGCUGCGGCAAUACAAAACAUGGCGAGGGCGAAAUCCGGCAAAUCGAGGAGGCAGCAACUAGAAAUGGCUUCAGAACGAAGGCUGAAGAAGACAAGGCAAAUGAGGAUGCCAUCGCUCAAGCAUUGUGGGAACUAGUGCAGGAGGACAAAAAGGCUCGACUAGGUACCUCUUUUGUGCCGCCUGCAGAUUUCAACCAAGACCUGGUGUUUAUUGAUGGGAAGAUGAGCGACGAUAAAUCCAGGCGUGCAGGACAUGAUUCUCUCAAGCGAGCGGGCUCAAGUCAUGAUAUGAGCGACGUCCCUCCUCUGAAGCGGCCGGCGGCCUCGGGAAGUAUGAGUACAACUGUUCAGUGGACAUGCACAGCCUGCACCUUGAUCAACGCCCCUGGCAAUUUACGGUGCGAGAUUUGUGAACAUCCGCGCCCGACGGAGGCGGCUGCAACAAGAGCUUCUGGAUUAACCGCCAAGCAAACUACAAAAUCCGAGGUCAUUGACUUGACAACAAGCCCAAAGCAAAGCGCGAAGCCUUUAAAUAAAACAGUAUCGGACGAUGUAAACAGCGCAGCGCGUUCACGCGAGAGUAAACUCGCACCGUUCUGGCAUUGUCGGCAUUGCGAGACUCGCAUGGAGCGCAAAUGGUGGACUUGCUCAAAAUGUGGCAGAAUGAAAGAGGCCGAUAGCUCUCAUGGUCGAGCCGAAAAACCCAACAGCGGUGGAGUUUAUUCACAAGGCGGGACUUACGUGCCGCGAAUACCUGCGCCUACCUCAGAUUGCUGGAAGUGUCUGAACUGCAAAACACGAAUGGAUAGCAAAUGGUGGAUAUGUUCAAUGUGCGGUAAGAUGAAGGAAAGUUCGUGAGACAAAAAUGAUUCCGUAUGAGCUAUGACGAUGUUGUGUCGUGUUGGUGUGAAUUGAUGACUUAGAAAUGGGGCAACAAUGGGUUUGUAUCAUGUUAAGGUCCUAGCUAGGGAUUUCUUACGCCACGGCAUUUGAUGCUGUUUCCUCACAAGAAGGGUCAUAACGUGACAGACCCGCGGCGGUCUAGAUUACCGGUAGACAUACCGUAGCUUGCGUUGAUAAGAUAGAUGGUGUGGUUCAAUAAACAUAUUUUGCAAA